CUCCCUUUCUGUGCGACGCUUUCCCUCCUCCUUUUCCUUCCUCCCCACCAUCCAUCCAUCCACCUUGUUUCUCUUCCCACAGGUAAUUGGGACCUUCUCACUAUCCCAACCACCACUGUCACCACCUCACCUCACCUCCAUCAUAGUACAGCAUAUCCAACACAUACCCGCAAUAUCAAACCCAACUAUCCAAACCAAACCCAAACCAUGACCACCAACCCCAAACUCACCCUCCCCGCAACCUGCCCCGCCCUCCACCAAGGCGACUCGAACAACUAGUCCGAGGCCUCCUUCGCACUCUACACGCUCGUGACCCUGCCCCCUGUCGAUCUCACGACCAUCCUAACGACCCUAAACCUCCAAUGGCAAAGAGACAUGAUCCCCGAGGCCAUGUGUCUCGUCCGCACCCCCGGCUUAUACAACUACACCGGGCAAGAUUUCCAAGCCGUUUUACAGGCGCACACGAACUCAACAAGGAAUUUGUGCCGCGGGGGGCGACAUUCAUUGGUACCCGACAGCAUUUAUGUGGUUACGGGUUGGGAUUGGAAAGAAACGGGAUUGUUGUUUGUGUAUGUUGAUACGAAGGGAGAGUGUCCUCUGGAGAGGUUUUUCUUCAAGUUGAGGACGCGUAUGGUAUGUUGUUGGGGCUGAAUUUGAGGAUGUUGACGUUUGAGCAGUGUGCGAGGUUUUAUGGUUUGGAG
Aspergillus sclerotioniger CBS 115572 is the source of this 701-nucleotide messenger RNA. RefSeq lists its product as uncharacterized. The record is from RefSeq and is a predicted model, not a curated record. The annotation marks the transcript as partial. The transcript has a single exon. NCBI's taxonomy places the organism in Eukaryota, Fungi, Ascomycota, Eurotiomycetes, Eurotiales, Aspergillaceae.